Messenger RNA from Yamadazyma jaroonii, 921 nucleotides. Lineage: Eukaryota; Fungi; Ascomycota; Pichiomycetes; Serinales; Debaryomycetaceae. The record is from the annotation of a GenBank genome assembly.
AUGCUUGACUUGGAUGAAACAAUCGCAAAUAUCAAGGAAUGCAAAUUCGUUCCUGAAAAGGAUGUAGAAGAACUUUGUUCCAAAGCCAUUGAAAUUCUCAUAGAAGAGGGAAAUAUUCAGCAUCUUGAUACUCCUAUAACUAUGUGUGGAGAUAUACAUGGUCAAUUACACGAUGUAUUGACGUUAUUCCAAACUGGAGGUCAAUGUCCUGACACCAGAUAUUUAUUUUUAGGAGAUUUUGUUGAUAGAGGGUUUUAUUCAGUUGAAACCUUCUUGUUACUUAUGGCAUUGAAAGUAAGGUACCCAGACAGAAUCUACUUAAUCAGAGGUAAUCAUGAAACUAGACAAAUAACAACAGUUUACGGGUUUUACGACGAAUGUCUCAGAAAAUAUGGUAGUGUUAAUGUUUGGCGAUAUUGUUGCGAGGUAUUUGAUUACAUCUCAUUAGGAGCAGUCAUAGGAGGAGAUCAAGGGGUAUUCUGUAUCCAUGGAGGUUUAAGUCCCAUGAUAAACAAAAUCGAUCAAAUAAAAAUCAUCAAUAGAAAGCAAGAAGUACCUCAUGAAGGUGCGAUGUGCGAUUUAUUAUGGUCAGACCCUGAAGAUGUUGCUGGAUGGUCAGUACUGCCACGAGGAGCAGGUUACCUUUUCGGAAUCAAUGAAGUGAAAAAGUUCAAUCAUACUAAUAAUAUAUCGUUAAUUGCUCGAGCUCAUCAGUUGGUUAUGGAAGGUUAUAAAGAAAUGUUUGAUAAACAAUUGGUAACUGUUUGGUCAGCACCCAAUUAUUGUUACAGAUGUGGUAAUAUUGCAUCGGUGCUAGCUAUUGAUGAUAAUCUUGAACGAGAAUAUAAAGUAUUUGAAGCUGGUACUAUGGAUAUAACAAGUUUACCAUCGAAAAAACCUGCCACAGAUUAUUUUAUCUAA